Molecule: messenger RNA, 2276 nt
Organism: Culex pipiens pallens (northern house mosquito)
Lineage: Eukaryota; Metazoa; Arthropoda; Insecta; Diptera; Culicidae
Gene: Tmlh
Exons: 2
Coding region: 70-2235 (721 amino acids)
Biological process (GO): carnitine biosynthetic process
Cellular component (GO): mitochondrion
Molecular function (GO): trimethyllysine dioxygenase activity; iron ion binding
Source: RefSeq, a predicted model, not a curated record
UCGCCAGCAACGGAUUAUUCAGAUUCCCGAACCUGAAGAAGCUCCUCCCUUCACUCGCUCCCCGCACCAAUGGCCAAACCUCGGCCCUGCGUUGUGCCGUGCUGCCAGGGAGAACGAUUCGAGCUGGUGCACAAGUUCCCGUCGGACCGAGAGCGGGCGGAACAGUGGAAGCUGAUUCUGGGGAUUCAGGAGCUGGAACAUCUGGACGUGGACGCGAUCCGGGGCAAGCACUUUGUUUGUUCGCGACACUUCCGCGACUCGGACUACAAGAACAAACUUUCGCGCAGUUUGAACGUGACGGCAAAUCCGUCGCUCAAUCUGAACGGUCUGUGGCAUCCGGAGGGACUGAACCGGGUUAUUCCGCCCAUGGCAAGGCCUGGGAUAUCUGCCGAGAGGAUGUCGCAGGAGCAGAAGAUUGAGGAACCGAUGGGGAAUGUGGUUACGGUCAGUCUAGAAGUUCAACCCGGCCACGACAUGCAGGUUCUGGACCAGGAGUCGAACAUGAUGUGCAUCUACAAUACCGUGACCGAAAGUGUCGAGGAUUCUGUCCAGCAGCAGUCGUCCGUGCAACAGAUCGACAUCAUCGAGAUUCCAACGCCGACGCCAAAGCCGUUACCGGCCGGUCAAGCUCAAAAGCGAACCCUUUCGGUGAAAUCCCUCGCCGGCAGCACCCCGGCCAAAAUCUUCAAAGUCCGGAACAAUGCCGAAUCCGACGACGUGACCGUGCUGAAGGGCCAAGCCAGGCAGGAACUCAUCCUGCGCAAAAUCAAGCUGGCCACAUCUCCCCAGAAGCCCUCGUUCCGAUUGACGCCCCCAACCCGAACCGUGCCGGCAACGGUUUCAACGGAAACGCAAACGGACGCGGAGACGGAAUCGUCAUCAGUGGAAAGGCUUGAACAACCGUCGGACGCGCAGCUGCAAGUGCUGGACGUGUCCGCGGAGGACAAGACGACCAAAAUGACCAAGGUGCUGGCCCUGCUCGAGUGUACGCCGGAGAAUUUGGCCAAAUUGCAGCGGAAGAUGGGUGGUGCGGACGGCGGAGCGAUCCCGUUCGACGAAAAGCUGUUCCAGGAGAUUGCCCAGGGCGAGGACGAUAAAGCAGCUGAGAUGAAGCAAACGGCCGUUGACGAACGAUACUUCCUGACGCUGGUGCGGCCCGGCCAGGAGGAACCGGUGCCGGUGAGUUACAUCUGGCUGCGGGAUCACUGCCGGUGCAACGAGUGCUACAACCACGAGACCUUCCAGCGGACGCUUUCGGUGCUGGACAUUCCGGACGAUGUGGCGCCGGAAAGUUACGAGGUUCGCGACGGCAGUUUGAACGUGCUUUGGAAGGACGGCCACCGGUCGGCGUACGAGUUGAGCUUUGUGUUUGACAGUCUGUUCGAGUCGCACCGGGAAGCGACUCUGCAGGAGCAGCUGCGACCGGUUCUGUGGGACCGGGAGUUUAUCAGCGAUUGUCCGGACUACUGCCGGGUCAAGCUGAACGAGCUGCUUUGUGACGAUGAAGUCGUGGACAAGUUGGUGUCCAGUUUGGUCACGUACGGCGUGGCGUUCAUCGAAAAGGUGCCCGCCAACACGCAAAGCACCGAGAUGGCCAUCAAACGGAUCUUCCCGAUUCACAAGACCUUCUUCGGCGAGAUGUGGACCUUCACCGACAACCUGGACCACUCGGACACGUCGUACACCAAGGCGUACCUGGGACCGCACACGGACAACACGUACUUUAGCGAAGCGGCCGCCAUCCAAGUGCUGCACUGCAUCCAGUUCAACGGAACCGGCGGCGAAACGAUCCUCAUCGAUGGCUUCAAGGCCGCCGAACAGUACAAACUCAAAAACCCGGAAGCCUACGAACGUCUCACCAAGGUCCCGCUGUCCUGCGAGUACAUCGAGCACGGCCAAUACCACGUGGACACGACCCCGGUUCUCAAAACCAACAUCCUCACCGGCGAGCUGGAACAGAUCCGCGUCAACACGUACGACCGCUCGAUCAUGAAGACGAUCCCCCAGCAGCAAAUGCCCCAAUUCUACGCCGACUACAAGGGCCUCGUCGCGGAAAUCAACGAUCCGGCCAACGCGUGGCAAUUCUCGCUCCGGCCCGGCACCGUGAUGCUGUUCAACAACUGGCGCCUGCUGCACGGACGGAUGGCCUACACCGGCAAGCGUGUCAUGACCGGUUGCUACGUGGCCCGGACGGACUUCCAGAGUGUGGCGCGAACGCUCGGCAUUAUCUCGUGAAGGCUAAUCGGCAGAAAUAAUGCGUUUGUUGAAAGAAUGAA